Molecule: messenger RNA, 7130 nt
Organism: Planococcus citri (citrus mealybug)
Lineage: Eukaryota; Metazoa; Arthropoda; Insecta; Hemiptera; Pseudococcidae
Gene: mAChR-A
Product: muscarinic Acetylcholine Receptor, A-type
Exons: 6
Coding region: 578-2428 (616 amino acids)
Biological process (GO): adenylate cyclase-inhibiting G protein-coupled acetylcholine receptor signaling pathway; G protein-coupled receptor signaling pathway, coupled to cyclic nucleotide second messenger; chemical synaptic transmission
Cellular component (GO): dendrite; plasma membrane; synapse
Molecular function (GO): G protein-coupled acetylcholine receptor activity; G protein-coupled serotonin receptor activity
Source: RefSeq, a predicted model, not a curated record
CAUCUCAUUCGAAAUUUACUCGCGUUCGGCUUCCUAUGUAACGGUCGCACGCUGCUCCGUUCAUCUCGCGCCGCGUAUAUUUUUCAUAUUACGUUCUUCCGGCAGAUUUUUAUAUUCGGCCAAAUUUUUUUUUGCCCAUAGUUUAAUACGUGUGGUUUUCGGUUUUCAAUUUUUUUUCCUUUUUACCAAUUUCGCCUAUUUCUUUGCGGUUUUCUACCCUUCCGUUCGGCUUGAUACGUAUUUUAUUUUUUAAAUAUUUCGCUAUUUUUCAAGUUCGCAAAAUACCUAAUCUAUAUACAUCGUUGGUUCGCGUACGCGUGUUUUUUUCUAUCGCUUUCGCUCUCUAUUUGGCUGCGGUUUUUUCCUCUCGUUUUGUCGAUAUGUCCAGUGAGAGUUCGCGCGCGUAUAAUUCGAAGGUGACGCGAGUUUUACACAUCAAUUAUUAAAUUCUAUAUAGCAUGGCCCAGCGUUAAAAAUGAAAUGUGAUGUUAGGUAAUAGAAAAAAGAGAAGAAGAAGAAGAAGAAAACGAAGAAAUCGGGAGGAGGUGGAGGGACAAAACACAGCGAUAAAUAUAUAAUGAAGGUUGCAUGGGAGAUGACAAAUACAACUAUCACUCCCUUCGACGUGGAAAAUUUUACGCCAUUUUUUAAUAUCUCAUUCUUCGAUAACUCGACCAACUCGACGUCAUUUCCAUCGAGCGGAACUCAUGCCAGCAGAUUCAGUGUCACUCAGAUGGUAAUAAUAGCCAUACUGUCUGGUUCGCUGAGUGUGAUAACCGUCGCUGGUAACAUUAUGGUCAUGGUGUCUUUCAAAAUAGACAAACAACUGCAGACCAUCAGCAACUACUUUCUGUUCAGUUUAGCGGUGGCUGACGUCACCGUCGGUUUAAUCUCAAUGCCCCUGUUUACCGUUUACACCAUCAUGGGGUAUUGGCCGCUGGGAGCUCAUCUGUGUGACGCUUGGUUGGCGCUCGAUUACCUCGCCAGCAAUGCUUCUGUGCUCAAUCUGCUGAUAAUCAGUUUCGAUAGGUAUUUUUCGGUCACUCGUCCGUUGACUUACAGAGCUAAGCGAUCGCCAGUCAAAGCUGGAUUUAUGAUAAUAUGUGCCUGGGGUAUCUCGUUGCUGUUAUGGCCGCCGUGGAUUUACGCUUGGCCGCACAUAGAAGGCAAAAGAACAGUACCAGACGACGAUUGCUACAUCCAGUUUAUACAAACGAACCAAUAUAUCACUUUCGGCACCGCUAUUGCCGCUUUUUAUGUACCAGUAACUGUGAUGUGCGUGUUGUAUUGGCGAAUAUGGAAGGAGACGGAGAAACGACAAAAAGAUCUGCCUAAUUUGCAAGGAGGCAAACAAGACAACAGCAAGAGAUCGACUUCAAGGUGUGAAGAGCAAACGGCGGUAGCCGAACUGGACGGAUGGGCCAGAGUGAGAUCAUCGUCGAAUACAAUAUCCGCAGAUUGUGAAGUAAUGGAUACUUCAUUCUCUUCAAAAGGGUUCAAUACGCACCAAUUCAAUCGGCCUAGACCGAAAAUAGGCCCAAAAGCCAGACCAUUUACGUGGACUUGGUUACGAGAAUCGUGCGUAGCGUGGUGGCAUUCGGGUAACGAAGACUACGAACUAGAGGACUACUGGGACGACACGAAUAGCGAAGUCGGUGUCGGUACACCUCUCUCGGGAGAGACUCCUUUACAAUCCAGUGUGUCUAGAUGUACGUCUUUAAAUGUGAUCAAAGAGCCAUCUACCAUGAACCCGCAAUCCAGGGUACAAGACUCGCGUAGUAUAGCUCAAACGAAUAGAUUAGUAUCGUCGAGAUCGGUAUCUAGUGAUUCUGUAUAUACCAUAUUAAUCAGACUGCCAGCAUCAGACUGCGAAGGUACCGGUGGCGAAGGUCCCUCGAUAAAAAUGAUCCCGGAGCAUUUUUCUAAAACCGCUCCGGCCUCGUUGAUCAGCAGAGGGCGUUCGGAGUUCGCCAACACCACCGCCGGUCAACCAAUCACCAGGAGGCCUUCUAAUAUAGCCGAUAUCAGAAUGCCUCUGAAUCCUAAAGUAAUCUCCAAACAGAUGGUGACCGGUUCCAAGUCCAUUCUGCCGAUAAAACCGAAACCGCUGAAGAAGAAGAAAAAACCAGUCGAAAAGAAGGCCGACAAAAAAGCCGCCAAAACGUUGUCCGCCAUACUGUUAGCAUUUAUUUUAACCUGGACUCCGUAUAAUAUUUUAGUAUUAUUAAAACCGUUGACUGCCUUUCCCGAUUACGUUUCUAAAGGUUUGUGGGAUUUUUUCUAUUAUUUGUGUUAUAUUAAUAGUACAAUUAAUCCUGUUUGUUACGCUUUAUGUAAUGCAUCGUUUAGACGAACUUACGUUCGGAUACUAAGUUGUAAAUGGAAAAAGAAACAUAGGAUAGCUAUAAAUAGAGGAUUUUAUAAUUGAUGCGCUUAUCAUAGGCUAAUAGUUUCGUUUAUUUUUUCCCCCAUUUUUUUUUAUUUUUUAUUUUUCUUAUCGAAAGAAUCAUUCUACUAUUAUAAAUUGUUCGGAUUUCGUGCAUUUUUUUCGUUUCAUCGACGAGUUCAUCGAAUGCGAAUCGCGAUCUUUAAGACCAUAAAUUUAUGGAUCAAGGUCUAAUACGCUAAAAGCGGCGACAAUCUGUGCCUUUCAGCUUUCAUUUCAAUAUUUAUUGGGUUUUCAAAAGGGAUCAUAUUUGAAUUGCCUACCUCACUCCCCCAUCCCCCAUUUUGAUUUACGUUAAUCCUUGGCCAAAAAAAAUCAAAAAAGAAGGACAGGCAAUAAUUUUAAUGCAUAUUCUGUAGCCUGAGAAAAUGACACUCUUUCUCCAAGUACUCAUAAUAUUUAAUAUUUUUAAUAACAUCCCAGGGAAAAAUCAUGAGAUCUGGACAUUCCAUGGAUCAACAAGUCAACGUUUUGAUUGAGUUAAAUCGGUUCAGACCUGAUCAGAUCCAACAGAGGAGCCUUAUUGGAUCUGAACAGAUUUGAAUAAGUACAUCUGAUCAGAUUCAGGCGGAUUCAAUCUUCUGAUCACAUGAGAUUACAUUUGUUCAGCCCUGAUCAGAUCCAAAUCAUUAUUGGUUCAUAGUUCAUCUGAACUCGAAUUUCGAAGUAUCCCUCACAUUCCCACCCUUUUUGUUCAUUUUCAUUGAAAAAAGGACAAAAUUGUCAUUUUAUUACAUGGUUAUGUAGUUAAGGUCAAAUUAUGCCAGAGAGUUCUCAACCUCUAUAAAAGUGGCAAAAUUUACUAACAUGAAAAACUUGACCAUUGUUUAUUAUUCGCUGAAGGGAGCUGUUCUUUAAAGAACACCCUAUUCAAUUUCUUAAAAGAGAAAUUACGUUAUGAGGUUAGGAUGAAAAAUCGCAAUUUUUGAAUUUUCAAUCAUUUGAUUUUUUGGAAAAUUGGGAAAUGGGUUUCAAAAAUCAUUUUCGCUCCACAUUUGAGAAGUGAAAUAACGUUUGUAAAAUUUUUUCUCGGAGCCCACAGCUUUGAGGAAAGGAUUACUGUAAUGCACUUACCUCAAAAUCAGAAGGAAAAUUUUUCAACCACGAACUGUCUUCCUUCAUUUUAUUCGCAAGGGAACCUUUUGAUCUGGUACCCUUUGAUUCGAACGAAACCAAGUUGAAUUGAAAGAGCAUGUCUCCAAGCCCCUGUAAUCAAAAUUUCAGCUCCCACAGUUCAUUUUUGAAUUUUCAGCGAAUUUUCGAAAAUUUAAAAAAUUCAAAAAAGCUGUUUUGAGGGCGAUUUUUAUUUUUUUUCGUGAUAUACGCACAAAUUUUUCUGAGUAAAGUGAACCAAUAGGAAUAAUUUAGUAAAUUCAACUCUCACACAUCAACGAGUACAAGUUUUGGACCAUUCUGGAGCCUCCAGUGAUUUUUCAAUUUUUUCCAGAAAUUUCAAAUCCCUCUGGAGAAUUCAAAAAUGAAAAUUAAGACCAACAAUAAUAUGGUUGGUGCUUAUUGGACACCCUUUCGACCGUUUUAGGCAGUUACUCCGGAAUUUCAGGAAUACCAAUGUAAAGGGUGAUUUUUUGACCAAUUUGUCAAUGCCAGAAAAUGUGAAAAAGAAAACAAAUCUUCAAAGACGAAAAAUUCACUUUUGAACCAGCAAUCCUGAAAUUUCACAUUAACCACUGAAAAUGAUCAAAAACGUGCCCAAUUAGUACAGAUUAAAGGUAUGGGUGCCUAAGUUCAUCUUUGACCCUUCCAAAGCAAUUUGAAAUUUCCGGAGAAAAUCAAAAUAUCGCUGAAGGCUUCAGAAUGACCCAAAAAAGUACCUAGUUGUUGAUGUAUGGAAGUUGAACUGAAGGAGUUAUUCACAUUGGGCUACUUUGCUCAAAAAAUUUACAUUUCAUAAGAAAGCUUCAAAAUCACCCUUGGAAUAGUUUUUUGAAUUUUUAAAAUUUUCAAAAAUUCGCUAGAAAUUCAAAAAUGAACUUUAGGGCUUGAAGUUUUGGUUACAGAGGGUUUGAAACAUGCUCUUUCGAUCAAGCCUGAAUUCAUUCAAAUCAAAUCAGAGAGUGCAAUUUCAAAAGCAUCUCUUGUCAGCAAUAUUGAGGGUCCCCUCCUUUUCUCUAGCAAUUCACUUAUCCAUAUAAUAUUUUCUAAGAAAAAAAUCUAAAGACGAAAAAGUACAUAGGUUGUACGUAUAAAUAAAUUCGCCAGUUAAAAAAACUGCCUUCGAUGUAUGUUGUUUUAGAGACCAAAAUAUGGACAAUAAAAAACGACCAAUGAGUAACAGUUAAACUUUCUGAAUAAGUACUAAUCCCAAAGCCUUGCACACUCACCACUAAGCCCUAAAGUAAUCAAAGAUGGAUACAUUCAGAGGCACAAAAACGCAUUCGAUGAACAAAAAAAUUAUUGUUUUAUGUGGAGCCUUAGAUGAACAGGCACUCUCAAAAUUUUACCAAGUUACCAAUUUUAUAAUAAUUUACCUACGUAAUUAUCACCGCAUGCAUUUCAAAAGGUAGUAAAAAAUCUACCAAAAUUAUAAUAUGAUCACGAAGAAACAAACAUACCUAGCUUUAGCAACACUUUGUUAAUCCGCUGGAAAAUCCAUACAGGGUCACUAUUACCUGUGAAAAAACAAAAUAAACCAAAUUCGAAAUAAAAUUCCAUAAACACAAUUUUUUUUUAUCAAUACAUCACCACCACCAAUAAGAGAAACAAGAAACCCCGCGAUUAAAAUAUUAGAUAACGCAGCAUUGCACAUCUGCUUUCGACCGCAAUCACUGAAGCACUGAGCCACGCGACGUAACGCCCCGCCCAACGAGCCCAAUACCCCCCACCAACACAUUGCGCAGCUCUUCAUUUCGAGUACCUACACAUACUCAGACAAUCAGAUACCUUCUACGAUCAUAUCUUUUGUAUGUAUUUGCGUACCUGCGCUAAAGCCGGUCAAAAUUUAUGCAAUGAUCGAGUAUUAAAAAUGUUUAUCCAUUUGGAAUAAAUAUUUAACGAGUUCUUUGUUGAGUACAUAACACCAUAUUAAUUGUGAUACUGUAGAUUUCACUAUAAUAGGAAGCAAAUUUCACGGAGAUUUGAGGUAACACUACAAAAUAAAAGGGAAAAGCUUGAUUAUAAAAUACCCACUCUCAUUUUAUACCUAUACGUUACAACGAAGGCUCGAAUGUUUCUUUUUUCAUUUACUCGAUUAUAAUCGCGUAUUAUAUUGGAAAUUUUUACGUGUUUUUAUAAUUUUAUAAUUAUUUUUCGGUAAUUUUAUUCGCUUUGCAACCAACCAAGGUUUCCUAUAUACAAUUAAACAGUGUUAAAAGUCUGAUUUUUAUUUUUAGAUAGCUUGGUAAUUUUAUUAUCUAAUGCAAAGCGUGUGGUUAACCCAAUUUAGCGAAUUUUUCUUAUUUUGUAUAAAAAUUUCUUUCAUCGUGUAAAUAGAUUGAAUUGAUUUUAUAUAAAGUAUACGGUUGUAAAUUUUUUAAACCUUUUUUUUACACAUGGAUUUUAUUGUUUUUAUUUUAAUGUUUUUUUUUCUUUUUUUCGUUUCGUUCGUUUGUGUUUUGAUUUUUUUUUAAAUUCGUUAUUUAACGUUAAUUUUCCCCGUUCGGUUUGGAAAAUAUUCACUCAAAGUGAAUAAUUUUCUGAAGACUCGACAUCACCAGUUUUAUACUAUACUUAUACCUACAAGCAAGAUAACACAAUCGUCAAUUAAAUCGCAUUCAAUGCGGUAAUCAUAGUGCUGACUAAACUAUAAAUUAAUCGGUUAGGUACUGAUAAUUUUAACGUGUUGCUUGUUAUCGAGCUGUCAAACAGCAAUAUUUUACUAAAACACCAACCAGCAGUUUAGUCAUCACUGCUCAAACGUACAAGUAUUUCCGUAAUAGUACAAUAAUAAUUGUUGCUUCGCCAGUAUACUUAAAAUUGGGGAUGUAAUCAAAUUUUAUUACUGAUUCCUGUGCAAUAAUUUACCAGAAUUUUGUUUGAAUUAUUCAGCAUGCAAAUAGAAUACCAGGAUAUUGACUAGAAAAUUCAAUUCCUCGUUUUAAAAAAAAGUUCCUAAUGGUUUGAAUAGGGUAUUCCUCUGAACAAAAAAACUAACUACCUACAUAAAUUGCAUCCCUGAAAAAUGUAAUCUCACAAUUUCCUAUAAAUAUUUAACUGAAACCUCAAUAACAGCGAUCUCCUAUAUCACGCUUGCUUCGUUAUAUUUGAUAAGUUGAAAAAAAAAAGAUUCCGACAUUGAAAUACAGAAUGUGUUUUAUUUUUUAUAUCACCGAAAAUCCUAUUCAAUUUUCCUUUAUAUUUUACUUUUUCGUUUUCAGUUUAUAUUGUGAUGCGUAAUUCUUUUUGUUUGUUAUUUUCAUAUAAUUUGUAUUCUAUUUUAUAUAAUUUAUUUUAUUUUUUAAAUCCUAAAAGUAUCAGGUAAUUUAGUAAUAAAAAACGGUUUCAUUUUGACUUUUUUUUUUCGUUUUUCGUUUUUUUUGUUUUUCUCGAUAUAUACUGUAUUUUUAAUUUUACCAAAUAAGUACCACUUUUGUGCCAUCAGGCCUAAAAUGAAAAUUUUAAAUACCAUUUAUUUUUUCCUGUUUUUAUAUUAUUUUUGCGUUGAAUGCGACGAUAAACCCCGUCGCGUAUGAGUGUAACUUUUUAAGAAAUAUAAUUUUUCAAAUAA